This is a messenger RNA of Portunus trituberculatus (swimming crab), 2410 nucleotides long. RefSeq lists its product as uncharacterized. The record is from RefSeq and is a predicted model, not a curated record. The annotation marks the transcript as partial. NCBI's taxonomy places the organism in Eukaryota, Metazoa, Arthropoda, Malacostraca, Decapoda, Portunidae. Gene Ontology annotation, molecular function: transmembrane transporter activity. Gene Ontology annotation, biological process: transmembrane transport. Gene Ontology annotation, cellular component: membrane. The transcript has 3 exons.
CGUCCCUUCGGCAGGCUGGCGGUGUCCCUAGCUGACAAUGGCUUUCGGAAGGAGCUGCGGGUAACGGAAGACGUGGAGGGCUUGGAGGAAUGGCAACUGACGCUACUUGGGGGGCAGGGUCACCUCGGGGCAGCGCUAGAGGCAGGGGUGGAGGCAGGGGCGGUGGUUUUUUCAGCUGUCCUCACCACCCUGCUGUAUCGCCGAGCUUUUCUGGUGGCGGCUCUUCUCCUCAGUGCCGCCCUAGCCAUCGCCGUGGCGUGUGUCCUGCAGUUGGUGAACGAGGCGUGGAUGGAUGUGACGUCUCUCGCUACAGCACUGCGCUUUGUGGGCGUCUUCACUGUUGGCUGUGCGAGGCUUGGGCUGGGUGUUGUGACGGUGGAGGUCACGCCCACCACCUCCCGUGCCUCAGCUGUGGGUUUGUGUGCCGCCCAAGCAGCCAUCGGGGAGAUUUUGGCGAGCUUUAUGACUGUUAUGGCUAAAAUGACAUAUCCCUCGGUGCCAUGGCUAGUCUCGGCCGGGGGAUGCCUGCUGGCGGCCAUCCUGACACUAGUGCUACCUGAGACCUCCGGCACGACCCUCCCUGACGUGGUAGACGAGGCUGAGGUGGUGGGCCUCGCGAUCAGCGGCCAGGUUAUUAAAUCGUGCUAUGCGAAGUACGGCAGGACGCCCUACUGGACGGAGCUUGACGGGGAGGCCAGUGGAGAAAACCAUCAAGGAAGUCACUGCCACAACAAACCCAGGCGUUACACUAAGAGAUCAGAAGCCAGUUUCUUUUCAACAACGGAAGAACAUAAUGAAGUAGAAAUAAAAAGCAGAGAUCGUCCUCCAUCUUCUCCUGCUUCCCACGAGUCCUCAGACUCUCCCAGUUCUCUCAUGUCGCUGGUUGACGUGAGUCGAGUGAACGGUAACAACUCUGACACGAGUGACUCAAGUGAUAAUGAUGUUCAUACAGUCAUGGGAAGAACGAAUCCGAAUACUGAGGAAUCACCAAAAACUUCUGAGAGUUCUCAUCUGAAGGCAAUCAAAAUCCAUCAAAGGCCCUUACCUGCGAUUCCUGACGAGGCAAACCCGCUUCCAUCAGGGCAAAAGGAUGAGACUAAUGACUCCAAGGAUCAAAAUAAGAACAAAGAGGCGAGUCCUGAGGCAACGGCUUUCUAUGAGGGAUCAGUGGAGAACGACUUCAGUAUGUCGGUGUUUUCUCUCAAAUUUAGACACAUCAAGAGGCCAAUUAGCCCCACAGAGAGAAAGGCAAAGACAGACCUGCAUUACACUUCGUCGUUCUCCUCCACGUGCACCUACCGACCCAGAAAAACACUGAUCCAAGAAUGUGUUUCCCGCCACAGCUUUCAAGAUGACGAGUCGAAUUCCUGCAGUAGUUCCCAGUGUGGAAGAGACUCGGAGUCGCAGUGUGGAAGAGACUCAGAAGAAGGGAACGCUGACACAAUAGAGCCUCUACAAUCCAUCUCUAAGGAAAUUUAUGAGGACAACGAUAAAGAAAAGGAAAAGGAACAGCUAACGGAUGCACAAAAAUACAGUAAAUCUAGAAAUACUCCUCAUAAUCUCAAACUGCUCUAUUCAAGCAAAACAUGCACUCAUAAAACCAAAACAACUCUUGCUGAGACGGAAGAGACACUACCAUCAACAUUUAUGCAUCCUUCAAGAGAGCAAACAAGCAGCAAUUUAAACCCAGAACAGUCACCUGAACCCAAACCCCAAAAAAGACGUUACUUGCCCGUCACACGACUUUCGAAGUGUGACGCCCUACCUGACACGCCCUAUUCUCGAAAAGGAAAAGCUUUAAGUAAGACUCACUCAGCUCGGUGUUCCCUACGUGCCACAGACACUGGUUCUGGAGGUCAGAGAAGGGAAGCAGGUGAACCAGUAUUCAAGGCUGCGACCGGUGAAUGGGGAACAGGUAAGGCAGAGAGGGAGGAAAAAGCAACCAUAUUACGACGCAUAAACCAAAUCCAGAGUGCUAUGUCCGGUGGUAAAAGUAAGGCAGCAGGAAAGGAUGCGACACACAACGUGGAUGAAAUAAAAACAGAUGAAAGGCUAGUCUGAAACUAUUACCGCCGCAAACACAACGCAAAAGCGGCGGUAAUGGAGCCAUAGGGUCAGUGUGUCGGCGCGAGGCGGAACACUUGGGUUGGUGGCAAGGUGUUCCGGUGCUCAGAGACUAGUUGGGAUGGAUGACCAGGAGGAGCAGGAGUUGGCUUAGUUGGUCGUGGGAGAUCUGUGAUAAUUGGAUAUUAAAUUUGGAUUACCCCGCAGCGCAGAACCAGGAUCGCCAAGUAGAACAAGGCUGACAUGUAAAAGAGAGGCUGACGGGAGGAAGUGGCUGCUGAAGUUAAUGCAAAGGAACAGCAUCACUAAACAAUUUCAUGCAUGUGAGUUGCAGGCAAAAAAGAAC